AACAAACAAAUCGUAGAUACAUACACUAUAGACACACUCUUUCUCUCUCUAAGAUGUUUACUCUAUUGCUCUCUCUCUGUGACUGCUUCUCACUCUUCAAAUCUACCUUCUAGUCUCUCCCACCGACAUACACAUAAUUAAUAUAUACUUACACGCAGCUCCGUUACUUGUAAUUACUCUCCCACGAUCCCCCAUUUUCUUGUUUUUUCAUCCCCAAAUCUCUCCUAAAUCUCUCUGAAUCUCUCCAGUUUCGCUUGUUUCAGCUCAAUAUCACUUCUUUUUGCAAAACCCAUCUGUAAAGUUUCGAUCUUUGGGUGUAAUAAUCAUAAAGUUUUGAUCUUUAUGUGUAAUUUGAUAUAAAGAUUUGAUCUUGACUGUGUUUUUCAAGAUGGUGUUGGAGAGGUGUUUCGGACAGCGGCGGAGCCGACAGCUUCAUCGGAUCCUGCGAAAUGGGAAGCUGACGUUGUUGUGUCUGGUCUUGACUGUGGUUGUGCUACGUGGCAAUCUGGGCGCCGGCAAGUUCGGGACGCCGGAGCAGGACUUGAUGGAGAUAAGGGAGACUUUUUCGCAUUAUCGGAAACGCGCGGAGCCGAGGCGCGUGCUGGAAGAAGUGGCAUCAGGUGAAGAAGAGAAGGUGAGUAAUAAUUAUGCUGAGUUUGAUAUAAAUAAAUUGUUUGUUGAUGAAGAAAGUGAAGAAAAAAAAGAUCCAAACUUGGAAUAUAGUCUUGGGCCUAAGAUCUCUGAUUGGGAUGAGCAGAGAGGGGAGUGGUUGAAGAGAAAUCCUAACUUUCCUAAUUUUGUGCAACCCAAUAAGCCUAGGGUGUUGUUGGUAACUGGGUCAGCUCCGAAACCUUGCGAAAACCCGGUUGGGGAUCAUUAUCUGUUGAAAGCUAUAAAGAAUAAGAUUGAUUAUUGUAGGUUACAUGGGAUUGAGGUUUUUUAUAAUAUGGCUUUGUUGGAUGCUGAAAUGGCUGGGUUUUGGGCUAAGUUACCGUUGAUUCGGAAGCUGUUGUUGUCACAUCCUGAGGUUGAGUUCUUGUGGUGGAUGGAUAGUGAUGCUAUGUUUACGGAUAUGGCUUUCGAGAUACCUUGGAAGAGGUAUGAGGAUAGGAAUUUGGUGAUGCAUGGGUGGAAUGAGAUGGUGUACGAUGAGAAGAAUUGGAUUGGGUUGAACACGGGGAGUUUUUUGUUGAGGAAUUGUCAGUGGUCUUUGGAUAUGUUGGAUGCUUGGGCUCCGAUGGGGCCGAAAGGGAAAAUAAGGGAUGAGGCUGGGAAGAUUUUGACUAGGGAACUUAAGGGCAGGCCGGUUUUCGAAGCUGAUGAUCAGUCUGCAAUGGUGUAUUUGUUAGUGUCGCAGAGGGACAAGUGGGCCGAGAAGGUGUAUCUUGAGAAUCAUUACUAUUUGCACGGGUAUUGGGGGAUUUUGGUGGAUCAUUAUGAGGAGUAUAUGAAAGAUUACCAUCCUGGUUUUGGUGAUCAUAGGUGGCCGUUAGUGACUCAUUUUGUGGGUUGCAAACCUUGUGGGAAGUUUGGGGAUUAUCCGGUUGAGAGGUGCUUGAAGCAGAUGGAUCGGGCAUUUAACUUCGGGGAUAAUCAGAUUCUGCAGAUGUACGGGUUUACACAUAAAUCACUUGCUAGUCGUAGAGUUAAGAGAACACGAAAUGAAACUAGCACUCCUCUUGAAGACAAGGAUGAGCUUGGGUUACUUCACCCUGCAUUUAAAGCUGUGAAGGUAUCAUCAGCUUGAAGUCACAAAUCCACGGAACCAGCUAAGAUUAAAUUAAUGUCCUUUUACAAUUUAUUUGUGUACCUUCGACUUGUGGUACUUUUUACUUGUCUUCCUAUUACACGUCACUUUUCAUAGCUUCAGCUUACUGUAUCCUUAGUUUAUUUCAAUCUUUACCUUAUUGGCCUUCGAAGUUAUAUUUUUAAUUAUGAAUGUGAAAAGUACAGUUGAUAUUC
Molecule: messenger RNA, 1962 nt
Organism: Daucus carota subsp. sativus
Lineage: Eukaryota; Viridiplantae; Streptophyta; Magnoliopsida; Apiales; Apiaceae
Product: xyloglucan 6-xylosyltransferase 2
Exons: 1
Coding region: 389-1747 (452 amino acids)
Biological process (GO): xyloglucan biosynthetic process
Cellular component (GO): trans-Golgi network; endosome; membrane
Molecular function (GO): hexosyltransferase activity; xyloglucan 6-xylosyltransferase activity; UDP-xylosyltransferase activity
Source: RefSeq, a predicted model, not a curated record